AUGCAGGAAGCACACGCCCAGCUUGCCCAAGCCAUCGGCUUCGCGACCCAGGCGGGAUACUACAACGCAGCAAAGGUAACCUUGACCUUCCAGCUAUGCCUUCUCCGCACAGACUCGUGUUGUAUGCUGCAAUUCGUAUGCUGACGUUGACACGUUGUCCACCAGAUCUUCGGUCCCAAGAGCUUUGACGAUGCCAACCGUACGUGCAACGAAGCCGGGUCUUUCGCAGAAGCCAAAUACAUGUACCGCUGGCAGCAGAGCCGUGUCGUGCAAUUCUGUCUCUCCCAAGGCAUCCAUGAUCCCGCGAGCCUCGAGAACGAAAGCGAUGACCGCCUUCAGCUCGCUGUCCAGGCUGCCUUCCCAUGGAAGGUCCAGAUGGCCCAGAAAGAGAUGGCAGAUGCAAUCGCGAGGAUCCGUAGGUCCAAGACGGACUGGCUGGCUCGAUACCAGAACGGCCAGUAUAACAAGUCAAGUCUCAAGUACUGGGACCCGGUGGACUUGGUCGCCGAGCCGGAGGAUGAGGAGGAGGCGGCGGAUGGUGAAUAUCUUCUCUCCACAAUGACAUUAGGACACAGCUUGGCUGACUGACACUCCUCCAGCCCCGCCCAGAGAACCACCACCGCGGCUUCCACUCUUCCAGACUCCAGCACCGCAGACCCUACCACAUCGAGGUCAGCUGUCUCAGGACCGAUCGUUCCGCCCCGAUGCCUCGUUUGUCAGCAUCUCCGGCAGACCCUCUCUUCCUAACAGCCCGGUCGACCGCCAGCACGCACCACAAUCGCCGCCACCGCGGGAGACACCAUUCCAGCCACUGUCCCCAUCGACUUCGACCAUCUACAACAUCCCGUUUCCGUCGCCGGCGAAGACCACUCCCUCCAAGUCGACGAUCUCCGGCACGCGGUCUACUCCUGUCAAGCGUUUCAGCCCUCUCAAGUCGCCGGGCGGAGGCAAGUCGUCCACUCCUGUCCCGUCGCCAUCUGUGGGACAGAAGACCAUGCCAGCAGACGUCUCGACGCCGACUCGGACCGUAAAGGCCCAGACGCAGAAUGUGCCCGACGGCGACGAGGUGGACAAGGCGAUCGCGGAGGCGCUCGUGAAGCUGGAGAAUAUGGGUAUCUGA
Messenger RNA from Lecanosticta acicola, 1120 nucleotides. NCBI's taxonomy places the organism in Eukaryota, Fungi, Ascomycota, Dothideomycetes, Mycosphaerellales, Mycosphaerellaceae. The record is from the annotation of a GenBank genome assembly.